Molecule: messenger RNA, 1571 nt
Organism: Danaus plexippus (monarch butterfly)
Lineage: Eukaryota; Metazoa; Arthropoda; Insecta; Lepidoptera; Nymphalidae
Product: zinc finger protein 54-like
Exons: 13
Coding region: 1-1503 (500 amino acids)
Biological process (GO): regulation of transcription by RNA polymerase II
Cellular component (GO): nucleus
Molecular function (GO): RNA polymerase II transcription regulatory region sequence-specific DNA binding; DNA-binding transcription factor activity, RNA polymerase II-specific
Source: RefSeq, a predicted model, not a curated record
AUGUUAGAAAUAUGUCAGUCUUGCUUAAAAGCAGACGAUAGCGUUCAUCCGAUGUCCGCUGAAGACGUUCAGACCUCACUGAGUUCGUGUAUUUGUACGUACUGUGAAUGUUUAUUGAGAAAAUUGACGAAAUUUAUAAGACAAUGCAUAAGAUCCGAGAAAUUGUUGCGGACUGAACACAAACAGAUUAGUUCAUUGCCGUCUGCAGUACAACUUUCUAUUUCCGACACAAAAAACUAUUAUCUCGGACCCGAAGAGGUUGUUGCUGGUAUCAAAGACGAGGGUAGUUUCAUCGAGGAGGACGACAUACCUCUUGUAUUCCUGAACGAACAUUAUGCCUGCGAGGAUGAUGAUAUAGAGGGUCAGUCGGAUGUCAAGUCGGAGAAAGAUGAUUAUAAGACCGCAGAAAGAAAAAAGAUAAAGAAAGAUGUGAAAGAAGGAUUUUCAUCGCGUAUGGUGACUGAGACCGAGGAGUACGUCGUCAUUAAAUUGACUAAGGAACAGAUUUUAGAGGAAAUGCAUCAACAGUCGAUGACAGAGAAGUACAAAGUGCUUCCAUACAAGUGCGACAAGUGUGUCCGCGGUUUUAACUUCGAGGACGUUUUACGGAAGCACAUGGAGAAACACGAUUCUAAAAAUGGACCAUUCCAAUGCGAACUGUGCACCCAAUACUGUCCAACGAAGGUUUCAUUGAGGGGACAUUUGAAGUCGCAUUCAACAAGGUAUAAAUGUAAAUUGUGCGGUAUCGUGCGCUUGUCGCGACAGCACGUUUUGGAACAUUACUCACUAGAACACACACACACAGCCACCGUAUACAAAUGUCCGCAAUGCGAACACACAACUAAUAAGCGAACAGCCAUGCAGCGUCACGUGCGACUCCACUCGAAAUGCGAGCCGGUCAAGUGUGAUCUGUGUGGAAAAACUUACAAGAGCAAAGAAUCUCUCAGAAUACACAUAAUGCGUCACGACGAGCAGAAGCUGCAUCAGUGCGAGUUCUGCAGCAGCAGCUUCGUGUACGCGGCGCAGUUAAGGAAACACAUACGCUCGGUGCACGAGAAUAAGGACUAUUAUUGCGUGGAAUGUGACAUAAUGUUUAAAUCCAUGGAUAACUUGAAGCAACAUUUGCAAAGAGCAAAACGACAUAGAGAUUCUUCGUCAUACAAAUACACGUGCCCUCAAUGCCCAGAGAGAUUUAUCUCCCAAUCAACGCUAGCCACUCAUAGGACAAACGCACACGGAGCGGCCAAGAGCGAGAGCUGUUCCGUGUGCGCCAGGAAGUACAGCAGCCUGGAGGCGCUAAGGUGGCAUACACGGAGGUGUCACACUACCGAACAUACCAGGAUAAAGUGUGACGUCUGCGAUAGGAGCUUCUCGCGAGCCUACGUCCUCCGUGUGCACAUGCGCACACACACAGGGGAACGCCCGCACAUGUGUGAGUGUGGUGCGACCUUCACGCAGGCCGCGGGUCUUAGAGCUCAUGUGGUGGCGAAGCAUAAAAAAUAAAAGAGCUGUCAAAAGUUGUCACCGUGACAGGAAGGAUGGAUAGACAAAAUAAAUUGAAUAUGAUUUUA